GACUGCAAAACGAAAAACCGGAUUAAAGUCGUCCGAGUACUCGAGUCGGAGAGGCAAAAUAUUUGCAUAUAAAUCUGCAUACAGUUUGUAACAAAGGACAACAUUGUGAUUCUGAACAUGGCUAUUCUACCUGCAAACAACUUUCUACGUGCAAUCAACGAAAUGAGAAAACGGAAGGAAUUUUGCGAUGUUAAACUUCUUUCUGACGAGAAAGACGAGUUUAUGGCUCACAGAGUUGUGCUGUCGUCUUGCUGCCGAGUCGUGCACCAAAUGCUUUUAUCAAAAGAACCAAACCGGAAGUUACCAAUAUUAGAACUGAAAAACGUGCCCAGUAAUAUACUCAGCGUUGUUGUAGAAUUUGCAUACUCUGGUGAGGUUGAUAUCACCAUGGAAACGGUCCAAGAACUUCUGAUGGUAGCUCAACUUUUAGAUGUACCAAGUUUAACUAAAUUAUGCAUCACAUUUGUUCAGGAACGCCUCACAGUGCAAACGUGUUUCUCCAUCGCCAAAAUUGCGAAUAAUGUCGCCAGCAAGGAACUUUUAGACAUUGUCAACAAUUUCUCACAGGACAAUUUUCCACCUGUGUGCGCUGAUGAACAGUUUCUGAAGCUGUCUGUGGAAGAAUUUCUUGAAUAUAUUUGCAAUAAAGAACUUAUUGAAGAACAUCGACAGGAAUUCAACAGUGCCAUACAGGUAUGGCUUGAACAUAACCCAGGGGAACAUCAAUUACUGGAAGAGAAACUCAAGGCGACCUUGCAGGAGAUGGGUAUGGGUGAUUUGAUAAAUAGUUUAGAAUUAAAGAGAAUGCCUAUGAUGAGUGAUGAUACACCUAACAAUGGGGGAGGUACUGAGAUGGUCCUUAGUAACCAAGAGAUGAAGAUUAUUUUUAUUAAUACUGAAGAGGAAAGCAAUGAAUUGAUGGUAAUGUUGUUUUUUUCUGUGCCGCCAAUAUUUUUGAACAAUACUUUCAACAAGAAAAUGAGAUAA
Messenger RNA from Saccoglossus kowalevskii, 987 nucleotides. RefSeq lists its product as uncharacterized. Gene Ontology annotation, molecular function: zinc ion binding; DNA-binding transcription factor activity, RNA polymerase II-specific; sequence-specific DNA binding. Gene Ontology annotation, biological process: regulation of transcription by RNA polymerase II. Lineage: Eukaryota; Metazoa; Hemichordata; Enteropneusta; Harrimaniidae. The record is from RefSeq and is a predicted model, not a curated record. Gene Ontology annotation, cellular component: nucleus.